AGCGCGAAGCUGGGCGAGGGAGUGGUGCGGUGUGGUGAGCGGGCGCCGAGAGCGAGGCGGGCACUAGCAAGCUUACGAGCGAGCGGAGAGAGGGAGAGAAAGAGAAGGCGAGAGAGCGGCGAGGCGCCUGCGCGAUGCUCGGGCCCCUGAGCCCGCGUCUCUGAGCCAGCCGGAACGGACAUGCGCGGGAGGGCGCCGCGGGGCCCCGUUCCCCGUGGGGAAUGAAAGCUACUGGCUGACUUAGAACCCCCUGGGCUUCACAGAUUUGAAGACAUCCCGGGAGUGAGGCACAAUGUCAACAGCAGGAGUUGCUGCUCAGGAUAUUCGAGUCCCAUUAAAAACUGGAUUUCUGCAUAAUGGCCAAGCCUUGGGGACUAUGAAGACCUGCUGGGGCAGUCGCAGUGAGUUUGAAAAUAACUUUCUAAAUAUUGAUCCAAUCACCAUGGCCUACAGUCUGAAGUCCCCUGCUCAAGAGCACCUAACAACUCUCGGGUGUGCUGCGCGGUCUGCUCCGGUGAGUGGCCACUUCUUUGCAGAAUAUGGCCCGUCUCCAAAGUCAAGCUUGCCCCCUCUUAUUAUUCCCCCAAGUGACAGCUCAGGACAGCGUGAAGAGGAUCAAGUUGUGUGUGGUUUUAAGAAACUCUCUGUGAAUGGGGUCUGCACGUCCACACCUCCGCUUACACCCAUCAAACACUGCUCUUCCCCUUUCCCCUGUGCCUCUCCAUGUGAUCGGGGCUCUCGGCCGCUCCCCCCAUUGCCCAUCUCUGAAGACCUGUCUCUGGAUGAGGCCGACUGUGAGGUAGAAUUUCUAACCAGCUCAGACACGGACUUCCUUUUAGAAGACUGUGCCCCUUCUGAUUUCAAAUAUGACGUUCCUGGCAGGCGAAGCUUCCGUGGGUGCGGACAGAUCAACUAUGCAUAUUUUGACACCCCAACUGUUUCUGUAGCAGAUCUCAGCUGUGCAUCUGACCAGAAUAGAGUGGUUCCAGAUCCAAACCCUCCCCCACCUCAAAGCCAUCGCAGAUUAAGGAGGUCUCACUCGGGACCAGCUGGGUCAUUUAACAAGCCAGCCAUCCGGAUAUCUAGCUACACACACAGAGCUUCCCCCAGCUCAGAUGAAGACAAGCCUGAGGUCCCUCCCAGGGUUCCUAUACCUCCUCGGCCGGCAAAGCCAGACUACAGAAGGUGGUCUGCAGAAGUGACCUCCAACACAUACAGUGAUGAAGACAGGCCUCCCAAAGUCCCCCCAAGAGAGCCUUUGUCGCGGGGUAACUCCCGUACCCCAAGUCCUAAAAGCCUUCCGUCUUACCUCAAUGGGGUCAUGCCCCCCACACAGAGCUUUGCCCCUGACCCUAAGUAUGUCAGCAGCAAAGCCCUGCAAAGACAGAGCAGUGAAGGGUCUGCCAACAAGGUUCCCUGCAUCCUGCCCAUUAUUGAAAAUGGGAAGAAGGUUAGUUCAACGCAUUAUUACCUACUACCUGAGAGACCGCCGUACCUAGACAAGUAUGAGAAGUAUUUUAGGGAAGCGGAAGAAACAGACCCAAGCACCCAAAUUCAGCCAUUGCCUGCUGCCUGUGGUAUGGCUUCUGCCACAGAAAAGCUGGCCUCCAGGAUGAAAAUGGACAUGGGCAGUCACGGAAAGCGCAAACACUUAUCCUACGUGGUUUCUCCAUAACUGAGGUCCUGUGUGGCUCAGCAGAAGUUACGUGGAGUGGAUGGCUCCCAGCUUUCCAGUUUGAGGUUCAUAGGACAAUGUCAGGUUGCAGAAUGAAGUCGGACUCCGUCUUAAUGGGAAAGGCUUAAAGUGUUCGUGAGGUGCUGUUACGCUGGGAGUCCCUGGUUGAUCAGCAUAGGAGGAAAAGUCUAUAAUUUAAAGAUGUGCUAGAGGGGAGGGGAGAAUGGGCAAACUUUUACAUUUGACUACAUUACAUGCUUGUGUAUAAAUGUGCAGUGUAACCAUAGACCAUAGCUGCAGGAUAACCAAUUAGUCACUAUUGUAGAGUAAUAUAUAUUCAGAAUAAUUAAAACCAAGCUGGGGGAGCAGCUCCUGAUAGUGUGAAAAUUGAGCAGAUGGAAGAAAGCAGUAUUGUUAAAUCAAAUUAUAAAUUUAUGUUUGUUAAGUUUAAAGAUUCCUGGAGUUCGGGCCUGCUAUAUAGGUCGUGUGCCUGUCCCCCACCCCCAGCAGUCUUCUCCGUACAGGAUAGGGCAUGCUCUUCGCUGGGCCUGUGCCGUCUUGUUAAAAUCAUCCUAUGGCCAAACACUUGUAGCUCUAGCGUUUUGUCUUGUUGAGGAGGACAGCGGUUUCUGGACCAUGUCAUCACCUGUGUGUGUCUCACAUCUUGAAAAUGGCAGAAGUGGUGAAUGACUCUCCCCUGCUGGUCCUGCUUUUCCCAUCCACUGAAAGGCUGCUGUAGCGAGAGGCUUUCAAGGAAGUGCGAUGGAGUCGUACUGGCCGUCAGUGUUGGGGGUGCAAGUUUUAUAGAUGAAUACAGCGAUUAGCUCUGAUUGAGAGUCACUCUCUGGGGAUGUAUGGUAUGUUUUUGUUUUUUAGGCUUAAUAAACAAGUACAACACAAGCUGGCCUUGUGUUGCUGGUUCAUAUUCAGUAUUUCCUGGGGAUUGUUUGCUUUUUAAGUGAGACACUUCUGACCAAUAGCACAGAACGUCUUAAUGCCAGAGGUCACUUCAGCAUCUUCCUGCUUUGAACUCACGGCUGGCUGCUUCACUGCCCUGAGAUUCAGCGAGACGCGUAGCUUUGUUCAGUUUUUUUUACGGCCUCUGAUGCGUUUAUCUUGUAUGGAUAAGCACAAAGAGAAGGUGCUUGCUGACAGGGCACUGCUGCGACGUCCCGCAAGCUGUUCAGUGGUGACUGCUGAAUGGUGUUAUUUGAGCUAUUGAAAGCUUACUGUAUAGCGUGAACUAAAUGAAGGUUAAAACAUGCUUUAGAACAUGCACUGAUCUCUGCACUGUGUGUGCAGUAUUGGACAAAGGAUUUAUUCAUUUUGUUGCAUUAUUUUGAAUAUUGUCUUUUCAUUUUAAUAAAGUUAUAUUACUUAUUUAUGA
Chionomys nivalis (European snow vole) is the source of this 3062-nucleotide messenger RNA. RefSeq names its product ERBB receptor feedback inhibitor 1 (gene Errfi1). Gene Ontology annotation, biological process: regulation of keratinocyte differentiation; negative regulation of epidermal growth factor receptor signaling pathway. Lineage: Eukaryota; Metazoa; Chordata; Mammalia; Rodentia; Cricetidae. The coding region runs from base 293 to 1675 and encodes 460 amino acids. The record is from RefSeq and is a predicted model, not a curated record. The transcript has 4 exons. Gene Ontology annotation, cellular component: extrinsic component of cytoplasmic side of plasma membrane.